CUCAGUAGUCGCAAUAAAGUUGAACAAAAGUUAACGCUUGAAAUAUUUGAAACUUGUUUCACAAUCGACUUCGUUUUAACCAUCCAGAGUUACCAACCAAAAUUAAACAAUCAAAAACAUUUUUUCCCCUCGUCUAAUAAUUUCAAUUUCUAACUCAAUUUAUAAACAGUUUGUAAGCGAUCUAACAUAACUCACAGUCACACUAGGGUCGUCUAGAUAGAUUGAAGAAGCAGAUAAACAUGCAAGGUUUGAGUAUAAGUGAACUUUGCUGCCUAUUCUGCUGUCCACCGUGUCCAAGUCGGAUAGCAGCGAAACUCGCCUUCUUACCACCAGAGCCAACCUACAGUUUGAUCCCAAACGAAGAGAUUAAAUCGAAAUUUCAACUUCAACUGAACGAGAAAGCUGAAUGGCCAUAUUCAGAACGCGAUAAAGACACAAUUGAAUCUUUCUACACGAGAACAUCUCGUGGCAAUCGUAUUGCUUGUAUUUUUGUGAAAUGCUGUACAAAUGCAAGAUACACGCUGCUUUUCUCACAUGGCAACGCAGUCGAUUUGGGACAAAUGAGCAGCUUCUACUUAGGAUUAGGUUCUAGAAUUAACUGCAAUAUAUUUAGUUACGAUUAUUCGGGUUACGGGGCUAGCACAGGAAAACCAUCGGAGAAGAAUCUGUACGCAGAUAUUGAUGCAGCCUGGCAUUUAUUAAGAACACGUUAUGGAAUAAGCCCCGAAAAUAUAAUCUUGUAUGGCCAAAGCAUUGGAACAGUUCCAACAGUUGAUCUCGCAAGUCGAUAUGAAGUUGGUGCCGUCGUCCUUCAUUCUGCUUUAAUGUCUGGAAUGCGUGUCGCAUUUCCUAAUACAAAACGAACAUGGUUCUUUGAUGUAUUUCCAAGCAUCGAUAAAGUUUCAAAAAUCACGUCGCCAACCCUUGUCAUUCAUGGAACGGAAGAUGAAGUCAUUGACUUCUCACAUGGUCUAAGCAUUUAUGAAAAAUGUUCAAAGCCCGUUGAACCAUUGUGGGUGGAAGGUGCUGGACAUAAUGAUAUUGAACUGUACAAUCAGUAUUUGGAUCGGCUCAAGAAAUUUGUGUCAGUUGAGCUUGUAAAUUGACAAUCAAAGACUUCAGCUCCACCACCAUCAACACAACAACAAAAGACACAGCAAGGACAACAAUCACAAGAACAGCCAAAGAGUGGAGCGACGACUUCGAAAACCAAUGAAAAUACCCAACUUCUUGACGAUAAAACAUUAGCAAAAAAUUCCAGCACUAAUUCUUCAGUGCCUCCGGCUCCAUCGCCACCGAAAAUCAAUGAGAAACUUUUAUAGCAAACAUUAACAAGCUCAGAUACGACGAUAAGAAGACGUACGACGAGCAAUAUUCAUUAUUCAAGUGAAGGAGGAAAUUGGCAACAAAACAGCAACAACAAGUCGCCAAGUCGAUAUUUAAAAUUGCAACCUGCUUGCAAUUGUAAAGAAGUUGAAAUCGUGAAGAAAUGUAACAACGAUGACGAUAGUGAUGAAGAUGAUGAUUGCGAUCAAUGUAAUAAAAAUAUUAAAAUGAAGCUGAAAAAAACUUUAAAAGAUGCUCAAACAAGUCCACGUCGUGAUGAUGAAUCACCAAAUCAUCGUCAAUUAAAUGAGCAAAGUCCAGUGUCAAGUAAGUUAAAGAAAAAUCAACUUUUAAGUCCAAAUAAAGUUGAAUCACCGCCGUCACCAUCAUCUCCAAUGUCUUCAUCAAGAAGAAGAACAACAUUAGAAAAAAGCAAUUCGAUGACAGAAUCAAAGAAUUCAAAACAAUUGAGAACGACAAAGUCAUUGUCACCACGUCCACCGAUUAAACAUCAACACGAACGUGAACAUGAACAUGAACACAAUAAAAUGAUGUCGGUGAAGAUUUCACCAACUGAUAAUAUUCACAAGAAAAGCAUAAAAAUGGACCCGAAAUGUCUUAUCAACGACAACAAUCUGGCGGAAGACGUUUUCGGUAGUCUACGUUUAGAUGAUCGUAGUAGUCAAAAGAAUAAUCGAAGCACGAGUUGUCUGGUUUACGUUCCAUCAGAUCCAUGGACGAAAAUGGAAGCAACAAAUGGAAAGGUGAAGAAACGAGGUGAGAAUCGUAUGAAGAAGUUGAUGGAUGUGAAGUCAUUGAGUCGACCCGACUUGGAUUUCAACGACGAUGAUCCGUGGGUUUAUGACGAGAGUCGAAAGUCAACGAAAGAUAAAAAGUGUGCGACAUAUCGUAGCACACAUUCAAAGUCGCUUCAUUUCGAAAGUAAAUCUGGCACUGCACGUCCACGUCUUCAACGUUCAAAAUCACCGUCAUUCAUUGCAGACGAAAAUCCUAUAAAAAAUCCACCGUCAUCACCAAAUAAUUUGUCACCAAAAGAUCUUCUUUCAUCAAUUUCACCAAAACUCGGUUAUCAUGCUGUUCCUGACGAAAACAAUGACGAAAAAUCUCAGAAGAAGAAGAAUCAAUUUUUGAAUGUUUCAAAUCCAAACUUGUUACAACCUCGUCAUAGUUUCUCGACAUCAACAUCAACAUCGUCACAGAAAGACGACGAAUUAACUUUAAACAUUCGUCGUUUAAGUGAACAAAUUAAACAUUCAUCAAACUAUGCCAGUUAUGGAAACUUUCCCAAUGCAGGCGCUGUCACAGCGACGACGACGAGUCCAAAAUCUGGUGAGAUGGAUAAGAAAAGUUCGAGUCUUUUAAGCGAUUCCCUUCUGGAAACGACGUGCUAAAAAAUUAUCACUUGCCACUUAAUAAUUCUUCUUGAAAUGUUUUUAAAUAACAUAUUAGGCACAUUUCAAAAUUUUAAAAGUUACGUCACAUUUGCUUGUUAAUUCACUCAUUCAACAAAUAUUUUUUGCUGCCUUUAAAAGUUCUUUGAUAUUCCAAUUAUUAUUUAAUUCAAACAAUUAAAUUUGAAUGUUAAAACAGUUUUUGUAUGUCAAAACAAAUUCAAUGAAAUUCCUAAACUUGCCCCCAUUUUAGUCGUUCAUAUUGUAACGUAAUUUGUGAACGAUCCCUAAGGAUUAUAAACGUCCCCUUUAGAAUGUUGUGAAAGUCUGUUAGUGGUAAAAAAAAAUGCAUUUAAAUUUCAUUUUUCACGACGAAAGCAAUCGUUAACAUGAAUUUCUACGAACAUUAAACUUCCCUGUUUUUAAAUUGUGUUAAUUAAUAUAAUCAAUAUUCUCGCAUAACCGAUACAUUAUCUAAUUAAAAUAUUAUCACUGAAUUGUAAUGAAAAUGAAUGUGAGAUGACUGAAUGACUGGAAACUUAAAACAUGUGUCCAUUAACUUUAUUUUCGGUUGUUCGACAUAUCGAUAUUCAAUUUUCAUUAACGAUAUAAAAGUGUUAAAUCAUUCGUGCAAUUUAAAUCAUCUUCCAUUUCUUUUUUUAAUUUUCAUCCUUCAUCGAGUGUUUCCAAAGAGAAAAUAAAUCAUUGAGUGGGAAGCGCUUUUCCAAGUUAAGUUUCAUUGUAAUGAUAAUAAAUAAAAAUAUUAUCGCAACAGAAAUAGCAAAAUCAUUUCAUUUCAACUUGAAUCAUAAAGUUCUUAUGUUAUCAUUAGACAAUUUCUAUUUUUAAUUAAAAAGGGUUUUCAUAAAACAAAUUACUCCACGAAAUUUAAAUACACAAAAGGAAUAAAAUAAAAUAAAUAAUUAGACAAUUAAACGUAAGAAUUAUUACAAAAUGGUUCUAAAUUGGCUAAGACACAAUAAAGUUCUAGAUGUAAAUAGCUUGUUAAGAAUUGGAGACGUUACAAAAAUAAAUAAUCUUUGAUAUUAAGUAACUUUACGAGAAAUCCACAGAAAAAUAAAUAAAUAAUUGAAAACAGUUUUAAGAAGGAAAACUUAAGGCGUGCUUGCAUCACAUCUUUCUUGUCUUAAUUACAAAAAUCAUCAUUUAGAAAGUUUCAAUUGUUUGUUUUUUCUUGAAAAAUGUCUUUUUAAAAUCAUUUUGACAAGUUUUAAAAAGAAGAAAAAAAGAUAAGACUUCAUGUUGACAGAUAAUUUGUUUCAUUCACUUCAAAAACAAUAACAAUUUUACAUCUUUAGCACUUAUCUUUGUUUCAAACAUGAGAACAAAACAGUUAAAAAUUGAAAUGUACGAGCAAAACGUGGUUUGAAUACGUUGAUUAGCUGAACUCGGAUUAAAAACUGAAAUUGAAUGAAAAUUUUAUUUUUCUUAAUGAAAAUUGAAAUUAUUGUUUAAUUGUCUUAGCAAAUAUGAAAUGUUAAAUUUAGUUAAUGAAAUAAUUGUGAAAAAAUACGCAUUACCUACCUAUAAAUUUUACAAUAAAAUUAGCUCCAGAUUUCCACAUCAUAAA
This is a messenger RNA of Clunio marinus, 4329 nucleotides long. The record is from the annotation of a GenBank genome assembly. NCBI's taxonomy places the organism in Eukaryota, Metazoa, Arthropoda, Insecta, Diptera, Chironomidae.